Messenger RNA from Pocillopora verrucosa, 1368 nucleotides. Its product is annotated as tetratricopeptide repeat protein 17-like. Gene Ontology annotation, molecular function: protein binding. Gene Ontology annotation, biological process: actin filament polymerization. The record is from RefSeq and is a predicted model, not a curated record. Gene Ontology annotation, cellular component: cytoplasm; actin cytoskeleton. Lineage: Eukaryota; Metazoa; Cnidaria; Anthozoa; Scleractinia; Pocilloporidae.
GUGGGAGCGUUACCAAAAGUCGAUUUUGUAUGUGUGUAUGUUGUUCCAUAAUCCUUUUGUACUUUCAAUAUAAUUCACCCUUGUUGCAACCCCAGCGAUGAGUGGGGAUUACCCGUAUUUCCCGUACCUGGCUCUGUACAUUGUCUCGGCCAGUUUAUGGAGUUCAGAUACUAUGGGGGCUACACACUGGAUUCUAAACGAACGAGAUGGAGUCGUACGGGCCAGCAGUGAAGGUGAUAUUCUGAAAUCCGACCCCGUGUUAUUGAUUCUAACGAAAACUAACCCUCCUAAGACGGGAAGCGGUAGGAAAACAAACUGCGACCAGUGCAAUAAGGGCAGAUCUCAGGGACUGAGUCCUGUUGUCGGUGCAGUAGGUCCUACAUCCCUUGAAUUAUUUCCUGCACCCCAGUUAACAUGUGGAUCCUCAGUUAAUGAGACAUCUUAUGACCACUUAGAAGGAAUAGCUAACCGAGAGUACCAUCCAACAUUUAUGGAGCCUGAUGUAGCAAUGCUAUUUAAGAAGAAUGAUAUGGAGGACAUCGACUUAGGUGUUAUAGAAUCAAACUUGAGAAGAGCUAUUGAAGAAAGUCCUAAUUCAGUUGUUGUUUGUAAUCACAUUGGAAAUUUCUGGAGAAUUAGAGGAAGCACAUACCACUCUAUAGAGUGUUUCAGAAAAGCAUUGUAUUUUUCACCAAAUGAUGCUGAUGCCCUCUUAAAUCUUGCCAAGGUCCUUUUCAAUUUGAACUAUAUUCAGGACGCUGCAAUCCUUGCGCGAAGAUCACUAGAAAUGCAACCAUCCGAACAUAACUGCUGGCUUCAGCAUUUUACUCUUGGUGAAAUUCUCAGAGCAAAUGGAGACCUGGAAGAAGCUGGGAUCCACUUCAGACAUGUGCUGGACCUUAACCCAUCAUUUGAGCUAGCAGAGCUACAUCUGAGGGAGAUUGGAUCACCAUCAACUUCUACUACAAAUGCAUAUACAUUCUUAAUCAUUGGCCUUCUUGUGGUUGUCGUCUUGGCAACAGUCUACUUCAUGACACUUACAAGUGAAGGCCGUGGGAUAAAAAACACCAGAAUGCAGCUCUGGGUUGAUGGGAAAAGACCUAGGAGGAGACCAAUCACAUGAGUAUUUUGCUGUAGCUGUUUAUUUAAGAACUCUGAGACUUUUUUUUUGCACAAUAUGAUGUCUUUAAAAUACAUCUUUGCAAAUGCAAACCUUGUUUUUCAAGAAUUUGGACAGAUGAAAACAACCUUGUGAGUGUUUGACUUCUCUGGUCCUAGACCCUGCAAGGCAGAGUCACUGAAGCUGUUUUAUAAAAAAUUGAUAUUUGUAUGAAAAUUAGUUGUUUAUAAUAAAGGAAUGUCACAACA